Molecule: messenger RNA, 1792 nt
Organism: Petromyzon marinus (sea lamprey)
Lineage: Eukaryota; Metazoa; Chordata; Hyperoartia; Petromyzontiformes; Petromyzontidae
Source: RefSeq, a predicted model, not a curated record
CGAUACGGGGGAUACCACCUCCCCCCCUACGUAAGAUGGCGGCAGCUUCCGGAAGUGACGGAGACCUCGCUCCCGUCGUGCAAAGCGGCGACGACGCGGGGCGAGCGAGGAGAAGCGAUACCCGUGGUGGUGAGGAGAGGCGUCGCCAUGCCGAAGAGGACCACCACCACCACCACCGGCAUCACCACCACCACCGCCGCCACCACCACCACCACCACCGGCAUCACCGCCACAGCCGCCACGGUGGUGGCGGGCGCCGGAGGGGACGGCCGCUCGGAACGCCUCCCGGGGCCCCUUUUGAUGGGGCCCCCCAACUUGGUGCCCCCCACGACCUCCACGACCUCCACGACCUCCACGACCUCCACGACGACCACGACCUCGUCGUGGUCGUCGUCGUCGGCGGCGGCGGGGGGGGGGAGAGCCGGGAGCCGCUUCAAAGCGAAGCACUCGCUGGACAGCGACGAGGAGGACGAUGACGAUGAUGGGAGGCGCGCUGGCACGGGGAAGUAUGACAUCCUGAAGAGCGACGAUAUCGAGGGUGAGGAGGAGGCGACGCUGGACUUCGAGGGCGGGGUUCGCAUCACCCCCUUCAACCUCCGUGAGGAGAUGGAGGAGGGACAUUUUGACUCCCAUGGGAACUACUUCCUCCACCGUGACGAGGUGGUGAGGGACAGCUGGUUGGAUAACAUCGACUGGGUGCGAGUGAAGGAGAGGCCGCUGGGAGUCGCCAAGCCAGGCCGUGGCAACGCCACCACCACCACCACCACCACCGCCACCACCACCACCACCGCCGGCGAAGACGCCGACGAAGAAGACGACGACAACGAGGACUCGGGCGGCGAAGACUCCGGCGUGGACGAGGUGGCGAUCCUCACCGGGAUUCUGCCUCUCCUGCAACCGGGCGAGAGCGUCGAGAGAGCCAUCAGGAGACUCGGAGGAAGAGGUGGAAGAGGAGGUGGAAGAAGAGGUGGAAGAAGAGGUGGAGCGGCAGCGAAGGGGACAAGGGAGCAGCAGCAGAAGGGAGGGAAGGGCGAGGCGGGGGAGGAAGGGGAGGUGGGGGAGGUGGAGCGCGAGAAGAUGCAGAAGCUCAUCAGCCUGGCGGAUGAGCUCAUCCAGUCGGGCUACUACGAGAUCUACGGGGACACUCACGAGAAGAUCUCGCACCGCCUUCGGGCGCUCGCAACCCCGGCAACCUCCGCAACCUCCGCAACCCCCGCAACCCACGCAACCUCCGCAACCCCCGCAACCCAACAACAAAACCAACGACGCAGAGACGUCGGAGACGAUUCGUCCGGCCCGCCACCCUCCAAACGCAUCAAGUCGUCCGUGACGUUUGCCGCCGGUGGUGAUGGUGGUGGUGGUGAUGGUGGUGGUGGUGAUGGUGGUGGUGGUGAUGGUGGUGGUGGUGCCGGUGGUGGUGCCGGUGGUGGUGGUGGUGAAGACGUUGAGGAUGCGCUGGACAUGUUUGCCGAGGAGAUUGACGAGCAGACUUUGAGUCGCGACCACAGGAGGGGUGGGGCCGGUGAGGAGGUGAAGGCGGGCGGUGAUGAGGUGUUGUGGCAGUAUAAGUGGGAGGAGGAGGAUGGAGCGGAGGUCUAUGGACCCUUCAGCAGUGUGCAGAUGCAGGGCUGGGUGGACGAGGGGUACUUUGCCGAGGGGGUGCUCUGCCGCAAGAUGGGGGACCCCGACGCCCCCUUCUACUCAUCCAAGCGCAUCGACUUUGACCUCUACACGUGACACCCCCCCCCCCCCCAAAUGGUAGAGUCCAACCCCUCCCCUCCCCCCACUCACA